Dermochelys coriacea (leatherback sea turtle) is the source of this 6123-nucleotide messenger RNA. RefSeq names its product V-set and immunoglobulin domain-containing protein 10-like. The transcript has 11 exons. Gene Ontology annotation, molecular function: protein binding. Lineage: Eukaryota; Metazoa; Chordata; Testudines; Dermochelyidae. The coding region runs from base 121 to 2295 and encodes 724 amino acids. The record is from RefSeq and is a predicted model, not a curated record.
GCCUGCAGCGCCGGGAGAACUGAGCCUUUGUCCGCCCCCCCUCCCCCCCCGAAGGUGUUUGUGUCCCGGCCCCACUGCCCCUCCCCCCGCCCGGCCAGGUUCCCCCCCCCCGCCCCUGUCAUGGCCGGCAGGUGCCCGAACACCUGGGCCGGCGCCGCCCGGCUCCUGCUGCUGCUGCUGCUGGGCGCUGCGCUCCCCUUCCCCCUCCAGCUGCCCCCCGGGCCCCUGGUGGUGCUGCUGGGGGGGAACCUCUCGAUCCCACUCUCCUACCCCCCUACUCAGCCACCCCCCAGAAUCGUGUGGCAGAGGAACCUGAUGGCGCUGGCGGACGGACACCUGGGUCCCAACGGCUCGGUGGCCGUGGCCCAGGUGUACCAGGGCCGGCUCAGUGUGGACCCCCAAGGGGGGACGCUUACCAUCACCCCCAUGGCCCUCCAGGAUGCCGGCACCUACACGGUCGAGGUCUUCCCACUGGGGGGCCAGGUGUGGCGGGGAGACGUCCAGGUGGAGGUGUACGAGCUGGUAGGGAAGGUCUCUGUGACGCCCCCUUCCCUGGAGGUGACCGAAGGCGCCAGGUUGGCGGUUCUCACCUGCACCCCCAUGCGGGGCACCAUCACCUGGACCAAGGAUGGGCGAAGCCCGGACCAGAACCCCCGGUACCGGGUCUCGGCUGGGACCCUGCAGAUCAGCUGGCCUGACCGGAACGACAGCGGCACCUACAACUGCACCGUGUCCAACCCCUUCAGCAACGGCACCGGCACCGCCCAGAUCCGGGUCUAUUACGGGCCGGAGCCCCCCACGAUCAGCAUCUCGUCGGACCGUGACCCGGAGCCCCGGCGUUACGUCCGGGUGAACAGCACGGUGGGGCUGUCCUGCUGGGCCCCGUCGGACCCCCCCGCCCAGAUCUACUGGAGCCUGGCCGAUGCCAGCGACCCUCUGGUCCCGGCCCAGCCGGACCUGACGCUGCCCCGGGUCCAGCUCAGCCAGGCCGGGCCCUAUUCCUGCCUCGCCAGCAACCCGCAAACCCAGCGCCGGCUCCGCGCCACCGUGACCCUCACUGUCAUCCAGAUCCCCCCCGGUUCCCCCGUCUGCUCCCUGGACUCCAUGGUCAAUGGCACGGCCCUUCGCUUCCGCUGCUCCUGGCCGGGGGGCUCCCCGGCUCCCAGCCUCAGUCUGCAGGGGCUGCCAGGGGGUGGGGAGCAGGGCGUCGGCCCCGCCCUCGAGCGAACCCUGACCUCUCUCCUGCCCGCCCUCAAUGGUACCCGGGUCACCUGCCUGGCGAGACACCUCGCCGCCGAGGGGACCUGCAGCAUGACUCCUGAAGCCCCCUCUGGGGUCUCUCUCUCAUUCCAGGCCUCCCUGGACCCUGGGGGCACCGUCCUGCUGGAUCUGCAGUGCCAGGGCACCUACCGGCCCGUGGAAAUCGCCUGGGCCCGGCACGGGGAGCCGCUGGGUCCGGGCGGGCGGUACCGGGUCAGCGCCGAUGGGGCCCGACUCACCAUCAGCAACUUCACAGCCCCGCAGGACUUGGGGGGCUACUCAGUGCGGUGCCAAAACCCGCUGGGUUCACAGGAGAGUAACCUCACGCUGAUGGGUCCCUCCAUCUCCGGCUGGAGCCUGGCGCGUGGUUCAGAGCCCAGCUCGGCCCGGCUGAGCUGGGUGGUGCCGGAGGGCUCCGUGGUCACUGGGUUUUGGAUCCAGGUCCUGGGGCCCCCUGAGGGCCGGGCGGCCAGGGAGUGGCAGACGCUGCAGACGCUAGGGGGCGCCACUCGCUCCAGCACUGUGAUGGGGCUCCAGCCCCACACCCCCUAUUCCUUCCAGCUGCUGCCCUUGCUGGGAGCUCAGGCUGGGGAGCCCAGCCACACGCAGACGCUCCCAUCAGCCUCUACCCUGGGUCCUGGCGCCAUCGCAGGCAUCGUGUUGGGCUCGAUCCUGGGCAUGAUCCUGCUCCUUGCCCUCCUCGUGCUCCUGACCUGGUUCCUCCGGGCGCGAUGGGGAAAGCAGGAGAAGAUGCCCCUGACCCCCCCCGGGACCCACCAGCAUUACCUUCCCCGUCAGUUCCCGAACGGGAGAGAGUCUGACCCCAUUGAGCCCCCGGCACCCCCCUCUGGGGCAUCUUUGCGCUGCUCCUGGGGGGAUGGCGACCUGUCCUCCAUCAGCUACGAGGACCAUCUGCGCAUCCACGGCCCCCCCACCUCCUGGCCCAGGUGUCCUGGAGACAGCAGGGGCCCCGGGCUCCCAUCUCUGGUCAGUGGGCAGGGCCCCAGGACUGCGCGCAGUGCCACGCGGGUGUGACUGGCACAGGAGAUCCAGCAUGGGAGCCAGGCGUCCGGGAGGCACCUAUACAAUGGACUGAGCCUGCAUAGGACGAGGCUCCGUGGGCACUGUCUGGGACCCCUGGAGUGUCCCCUGGCCCUGUGCUGGCCCCCCAACCUCCCCAGAAUAGACUAUGGGACUAGGAGGGGUCCACAGGCCUCGGCUGGGAGAAAGGGACUGGCCUGGAGGGGGCGAGACUUCCUGUCUUUCUUGGUGUGCUUGGGAAGAGGGUGGGACUUCCUGUUUUUGCUCUGAUUAGAUCUCUGGAGAGAGAAUUACAUCUGUCUGUGCCUGCAUCCUCCAUCCCCAUCCAUACCCCUCUGUCCACCCAUCCCUCCAUCCGCAUCCUUCCAUCCAUCCAUCCAUCUCCAUCCAUACCCCUCUGUCCACCCAUCCCUCCAUCCGCAUCCUUCCAUCCAUCCAUCUCCAUCCCCAUCCAUACCCCUCUGUCCACUCAUCCUUCCAUCCACAUCUUUCCUUCCAUCCAUCCAUCUCCAUCCCCAUCCAUACCCCUCUGUCCACCCAUCCCUCCAUCCGCAUCUUUCCUUCCCUCCAUCCAUCUCCAUCCACAUCCCUGCCCACCCGUCCCUCCAUCCACAUCCUUCCUUCCAACCAUCCAUCUCCAUCCUCAUCCCCCAUCCCCAUCCAUACUCCUCUGUCCGCCCGUCCCUCCAUCCGCAUCCUUCCUUCCAUCCAUCCAUACCGCUCUGUUCACUCAUCCCUCCAUUCGCAUCCACCCAUCCCUCCAUCCUCAUCCUUCCUUCCAUCCCUCCAUCCAUCUCCAUUUUUCCAUCCGCAUCCUUCCUUCCAUCCCUCCAUCCAUCUCUAUCCACCCAUCCCUCCAUCCGCAUCCUUCCUUCCAUCCAUCCAUCUCCAUCCCCAUCCCCAUCCAUACCCCUCUGUCCACUCAUCCCUCCAUCUGUAUCCUUCCUUCCAUCCGUCCUUCCCUCCAUCCAUCCAUCUCCAUCCCCAUCCAUACCCCUCUGUCCAUUCAUCCCUCCAUCCACAUUCUUCCUUCUAUCCAUCCAUCCAUCCUUCCAUCGCCGUUGAUCCGUCCCCCCCCACCUGUGACACCAUUGAAGAUGCCUGGUUUGGCGGGCUGGGGGCGGGGUGGUGACAGGCAGGACGGGAGAUUGACAGCGGGUGUUUCGGCAGAAGGCGCCGCUCUUGCAGGUGUUGAUCUAUUUUGUGCGUAACAGCCAUUUAUAUUUUUAACAUGUUUUUGGAACUUUUCUUGCCCAUCAAGCCCCUCCCUCCGGUGGGUGUGGUGGAGGCUGGUGGCUGUUGACUCCCUAGACCAGCCUGAAUCCACAGGGAAAGACCUGCCACUGGGGCACAUUUUCUUUUAAAUACGAUUAACCUGUGGAACUCCCUCCCACAUGAUAUGAAGGACAGGAGUUUGCCCCCUCCUCGGGGCGGGAAUGAGCCCUUCUGUGUGUGUGUUCCUACCUGCAGCCCACACUGACCUCCCCCAUCUCAGCCCCUCCCCACAGGGUCCCCUAAACUCCAGCUCGCUGCACCCCCCUCCUGCACAGACAAUCCAUCCCUGACUGACUCUGGCUUUGAAUCAUGACCCCAGCGCUGGGCUAUGUGGGCCUCCAGCCCCAGGCAUAUGGGGGGGAAGCCCCCAGAGUGGUUGAUCGAUGGGGCGGAAAGGAGGGUAACAAACCAAGGCAGGAUGGAGGGGCUAAUUCAUUUAACCCCUUGGCUUCAGAGAGAAAGGAGGGGGGACUGAUGUCAGAGCAACACAGUUAGGAGAGAUGAAGGGGAAAUAGGAGAGACCCUAAAGUUGGAGCAGGGGGCUGUGGCUUGGGAUUGAGGGGUACCAGCAAAGGGGUGGGGGGGCAGGGCUGGGAUAUGGGAUCUCUGCACAUAGAAACAGGUGCAAACAACCACUAAUAGGACCCCAGAGUCCUGGCUCCACCCCCCCCACCACCUCCCCCCACCACACUAGACCCCACUCCCCUCCCAGAGCCAGGGAUGGAACCCAGGAGUCCUGGGGGUGGGGGAGCUGGGCAAAGCGGGGUCUGUGUCCAUGCUGUGGGGGGUUCCCGUUGUUAGGCCCCGCUGAGUGGCAGUUUCCUGCCAGCUUCUUGUCCCCUGCCCCCGUCCCCGUACUGCCCCCUCCCGCCCCACACAUGCUGGCCUCGCCCCCUCCCCCAGCCCCGAGCCAACAGUUUCCAGCGUCCUGCAGGGCUCUGCCGGUGCCCCUCACUCCUGACCCGCAGCCCCGCUAGCCCAGCCCUCCGUUCCCCCCGCCCCCCAACUCUGCCGAUGCCCCUCACUCCCGACCCACAGCCCCCCGCUCCCCCAGUGCUGGGCUCCCCCCACCUCCCAGCUCUGCCGGUGCCCCUCAUUCCUGACCCAUGGCCCUUGAUUAAGAUGGCGGCUCCCUUUCCAGUGGCGGGAAAAGCAAAUUCUCUGGCCUGCCAGGCCCGAUCCUGCCCCCUGGGCUCUGCGGGUCAAGGGGAAAUAGCCAGAUACAGAAAUACAGGGUGGGGGCGGUGUGUGUCGGGUCAGCUUGUGCACCCACCGGGCCCAUGGCAUCCUCCAUCCCCCACCUCCCUGGGUGACCCCUCAAGUUCAGGGACCCACUCCCUGUGCUGGGGGGUCUCUGUGCCCCCCAGUGCCCGUCCCCAUGCCAUGGGCUCCCCCCCAUUUUAUUCUCCUUUCCCCUCCUUUCUCGCUCCCCUCCUGCUUUCCCAGCCCCCUUUGAGUGCCCCUGGGGGCACUCACACAGCCCCUCCCCCGCCUCACCCACAGCUCCCCAGGGCGGAGUGGGUUUUGGGUGUGAUUCCCCCACCCUGGGGAGUGUGAAUGUGACACCCAGCCCCCCAAUGGACAUACCCACGUCCACCCUCCAGCCAUCUUCCCUCUGCCCCCAGCCAGCCCCUCCCCCACUAUCAUCCAUCCAUCCACCCCUCCCACACACAACCAUCUAUCUCCAUCCACACCCCUCCAUCCAGCCUCCCCACAUAGGAACGUAAGAUCGGCUGCACUGGGUCCGACCAAGGGGCCAUCCAGCCAGUGCCCGGUGCCCCAGCGGGAGUGACCCAAACAGGGAAUCAUCCAGUGAUCCAUCCCCUGGCGCCCAUUCCCAGCUGCUGGUAAACUGAGGCUCGGGGCCCCAUCCCCCCCCACACCAAACGCCAGGCGUGAGUUGCUGCUUUUAUUGCAUUUUAUUGGAAAAAGGAUUCUCGGGAUUUAUAUUUUAUGGGGUUUUUUUUUUCACAUCGUUCCCCCUCCCCACGGAGUUUUGACAAAUGAAAUGAAAGGGUGUUUGGAUCAAAGGAAAAUCGAGCGAGAGCCCCCAGAGAGUCCCUUGCGAGGGGAGCAUGGUGGGGGGAGAGAAAUGAACCGCCCCCCCCACGGCCCCAGACCCCGGUGGCAAUGGAAGACAAAGUGGCUUUUUAGUGGCUUCUUGCAAUAAAGUCUCCCCCCACCUUUUUUACAAUAGAUUUUUUUGUCGUUUUUUCCCAUUUGUGUUGCAAACGUUGAGAUACAGAAUCGAGCCCCCUGUGAGCCUCUGGGCUGGGCCUGGCCUCCUUGGGGCGGCCUGCCCCUAGUCCUUCCCUGCUGCAUUCCUCCUUCCGGUCCUUUCUCCGUUCCCUCUUUCCCUGGGCUACCCCUCCACUCCCUCCUCCGCUCCAUUCUUCCUCCCGGUCCCUUCUCUGUUCCCUCUCUCCUGGGCUAUCCCUCCACUCCCUCCUCUGCUCCAUUCCUCCUCCCGGUCCCUUCUCUGUUCCCUCUCUCCUGGGCUACCCCUCCACUCCCUCCUCUGCUCCAUUCUUCCUCCCGGUCUCUUCU